AUGGUAUCAGGAGUGUAUUCUGAUGUCACAUUGAAUUUGGAAAACCGGUGCAAAGACUUUAUAUGGCGUGGCUCCAGCCCAAGCAUUUGGGAACCAGAACCAUACUACCUAACUCCGGGAGACCAUUCAACACUAACGGUGAGUGAUCCUUGGUCCGGAACCAUUUGGCCUCGAAGUCAUUGCAGAAUCAACGCAUCAUACUAUUUCUCAUGUGCAACCGGUGAUUGCAGGACAGGACAACUGGCCUGUUCAAUCCCCAAAUACCCGGUAACCGAACUCAUUUUCAAAAUCAACGAUUCUGUAGUCUCCUAUGAUAUAAGCUUGGUUCAUGGACAAAAUGUUCUGGUCUGUGUCAAACCCAACGGUGGAACCUUGGUGGAUGGAGGAUCAGGUCCUUGCCCUAUGGUGGAAUGUAACAAGGAACUUUCAAGUGUGUGUCCCUCACAUUUGAUAGCGUAUGGCCAAGAGGGACAAUAUGUGGGUUGUAAGAAUAGUUGUGAUGUGAUAGAUGAUCCAAGGUAUUGUUGUGAUGGCGUUACUUGCAUUCCUGAUGAGUACAUGAAAAUGAAUAAGCAGCUUUGUCCUGAUGCUACAACCUUCCAGGGUGACAAACCACCGUAUCAGUGCAAAGGGGCUAGUAGUUAUGAUAUAACCUUAUGUCCUGAUCCCCUGUAGUUGCAAUAUAGUCACUACUACAGAUUUGACCUUUUGCCACGCCCCAAUUGUCACGGUUAUAGGCGGAACCGUGACAAAAGGUCAAUUAUCACGGUUUUAAAAGGAACCGUGACAAAAGGAAAUAAUAUUUUAUUAUUAUUGUUUUGGAACCGUGACAACAGAAGUUCAAUAUCUGGCUCUUAUUUUUCCCUCCCCUCCAAUUUUUCCUGAAAAACCCUACCACUGCACCCUAACCUCUUCUCGCGCGCUCUCAAUCGGUCUCUCUCCAAUAUCUGCCUUCUCAAUCGGUCUCUCUUUCCUGCUCCCUCUCAAUCGCCGGUCGCCGUUCUCCGUCACGCCGUUCGCCGUUCGCGCCGUUCUCGGUUCACGCCGUUCUCUGUCACGCGCACUUCUCUCUCUCGAGCACCAUUGCAAAGCCCAGGAUAUAGAGGGAACGUUAACCUUGCCGUGAGAAGCCGUUACUCGCUACCGUGCGCAUUUCUCUCUCUCUCGAGCACCGUGCAGAGCACAUGUACCUUUCUCUCUCUAUAUACAUGUAUGUAUCUAUUAUAGUGUGCUAUCAUCAUUGUAUCAGUUAUAUGAAAAGCUACUUGUAGUUAUAAUUUAUUGCACAGCUAGUGUCCAUCGAUGAUCAUGAAAAUGUAAAGAUUAAGUUGUGGGAUUAUGUCAUUUCUGACAAGGAAAUUGUAGAAACUAAAUACAGCUGUGGAAUUUAGAGAUUGUUAUUUCUUUCAAAUUAUGAAAAAUAUUUAUCUGCUCUAACUUGUAAUUUUCCCUUAUCGUUUGAAGACUUUUCAGUGCCUGUCAACUCUAAUUUAAGCUGAUGACAAUACUCUAGUUAAAGAGUGGGAUUUGUAUCAGUUUCCAUGUUCGCGAAUCCAGUAUACCUGAACACAGCUAGGUGUUAAACUAACAGAAAGGAUUAAUUCACAGAGACCGAUUUUCCAUAGAUAACCAUAAUGGGCUAGAGCUAGAACAAAGAAUGAAGUGCAAAACAUGAAAAUACAUGUUGUCUUCUCCUUUCUAUUGAGAAAUAGUAAUUGACUCAGUGCCCAUUGUACCAGUAAAAUAUAUUUUAAAAAUGUUACUGGUAUAUAUGUUUUCAACUAUUAGAUAAAAGAAUUAAAAUUUGUAGAUAACAGUGCGCAUGAAUAACUGUUGUACAUAGGGUGACUCACAUUCUAAGACCAAACUUAAAGCAAGAACCAGGAAUUAUUUCAAGUAAAAGAAAGUGUAAAACUGUAAGAGUUUCAACGGAAUGCAAUCAUGGGUGUUUGAAAUAUUCAAAUCAAUUCUUUACUCUAUAGCUAUGAUACCCAAAAAACUAACAAAAGAGUGGUAUUUUGAUGUGCUGCUGUUGUUUCUGUUGUGAAAUUAACUUUGCUGUUGCUGUUUGGGCUGCUGUUUCUGUUGAGAUAUCUUUGCUAUUGCAGUUUGGGCUGCUGUAGGAAGUGAUUUAAGCCUUUUUUGCUGGGGAAAUUGGCUGUUGUUUUGUGUUUUGCUGAGGUCUUGUGGGCUGGUUUUGGUGCUGAGAAUUUAGUUAUGUUGUUACUGUUAUCAUGCAAUUAUGGCAAAUGGACACCCAAACCAAUUAUAUCUUGCACCGGUCAAUAUAGGGGCACAUUGGGUGUUGGUUGUGAUCAAUGCCACUACAGGGACCUUAUUUUACUUGGAUCCUAUACAUGGUAGUUUGAAUCAACGCAAAGUCAUGAAAGAGAUGUUUGAUAAUGCAAUGAUGAUCUACCGUGCUAAUUGCAAUGACAAGAGGAUUACAUGGUCCAAAGCCAAAUGGAAUACUAUAAAGUGCCCUGCCCAAACAAAUUAUAUAGAUUGCGGGUACUAUGUACUAAGCUUUCUAAAGGAGAUAAUUGCGCACAAAAAAUCUACAAUUCCACAAGCGUACUUCUCUGAUUGUCAAUUUGGCUUCUACGAUGAGGAUCAACUAAAUGAAAUUAAAGAAGAGUGGGCUACUUAUGUGUUAAAGAAUUUUGCCUAGUGUGGGCUAUUUGCUUUAAUUCCUUGUGAGAGUAUGGGCUACUUAUGGUAUGGAACUGCACUGCAUGUUAUUUUAGAGUAUUUGGUUCAAGCAGUGUACUGUACUGGCUAGUGUUGGCUAUUUGGUUUAAUUUCUUGUGAGAGUAUGUUCUCAACAACAAUUAGUAUUGUUUUGGACAAAUUAGUGUAAAUGUAUUGUUUUCUUAUUCAAGGUUGGAAUAUUUGAGUAA
Molecule: messenger RNA, 2900 nt
Organism: Lotus japonicus
Lineage: Eukaryota; Viridiplantae; Streptophyta; Magnoliopsida; Fabales; Fabaceae
Product: thaumatin-like protein 1
Exons: 7
Coding region: 1-675 (224 amino acids)
Biological process (GO): defense response
Cellular component (GO): extracellular region
Source: RefSeq, a predicted model, not a curated record